This is a messenger RNA of Achroia grisella, 1440 nucleotides long. RefSeq names its product thymidylate synthase (gene Tyms). The record is from RefSeq and is a predicted model, not a curated record. Gene Ontology annotation, molecular function: thymidylate synthase activity. The transcript is spliced from 6 exons. NCBI's taxonomy places the organism in Eukaryota, Metazoa, Arthropoda, Insecta, Lepidoptera, Pyralidae. Gene Ontology annotation, cellular component: cytosol; mitochondrion. Gene Ontology annotation, biological process: dTMP biosynthetic process. The coding region runs from base 232 to 1131 and encodes 299 amino acids.
GCCAUCAUGAGUACCAGCCUCGUAUUGGUUCCCGCGUUUUUGAACAAAAACAGAGCGCUAAGGCGCCAAUUUAGCACCGCUACGCUUAUAUUAACAGUUUAUUGUAUUUGCUUAGUGUUAACCUAAAUACUUAUUACCUUUGUUUUUCUAUAAAGUACGUGAUUAUAAUAUAAAAUUGUUAAAUUUCCUUACCUGCCAUUGUUCCUAAUUUCGCGAAGAGCAGUAUCCAAAAUGAAGCAAAAAGUUCUUGAUAGCAUACAGAGUCAACAUGAAGAAUAUCAGUACUUAAAUCUGAUCCAGAAAAUAAUUAACACCGGUGAUAAAAGGGUUGACAGAACUGGUGUUGGAACUUUAUCAAUAUUUGGUGCUAUGCAGAGAUAUUCAUUAACAAAUAACACCCUACCUCUGUUAACAACUAAAAGAGUAUUUACUAAAGGAGUAAUAUAUGAGUUACUAUGGAUGUUGUCUGGGUCUACUGAUACAAAAGCUCUUGCAUCUAAAGGAGUACAUAUUUGGGAUGCAAAUGGAUCUAGACGUUUCCUUGACAACAUUGGUUUCUAUGACAGAGAAGAAGGUGAUCUUGGCCCUGUUUAUGGAUUCCAAUGGAGACACAGUGGUGCUAAAUACGUAGAUAAUAAAACUGAUUACAAUGGAAAAGGGAUUGAUCAAAUACAAAAUGUUAUAAACACUAUCAAGACAAAUCCAGCUGACCGUCGGAUGAUAGUAUGUGCAUGGAAUCCAUCAGAUUUGAGUCAAAUGGCGCUGCCGCCAUGUCAUUGUCUUGCUCAAUUCCAUGUUGCCAAUAAAAAAUUGAAUUGUCUACUAUACCAGAGAAGCGCCGACAUGGGUCUUGGUGUUCCAUUUAAUAUUGCCAGUUAUUCACUCUUAACACAUAUGAUUGCACAUAUUACAGGACUAGAAGCUGGAGAAUUUGUCCAUACAACAGGUGAUACCCAUGUAUAUCUGAAUCACAUAGUACCACUUACAGAACAAUUAAAAAGAGAACCCAGACCAUUCCCCACGUUAAAAUUUGCAAGAAAAGUUGAAUCUAUUGAUGAUUUUAAAUUUGAAGAUUUCAUUAUUGAGGAAUACAAACCACAUCCCAAAAUUGAAAUGGAAAUGGCUGUUUGAAACAUUUAAUGUUAUUUCAAAACAUGUUAAGUAUUAAAAGUAAGUUGUACUAUAUAGGCAUUAAUUAUUGUGGUAAUUAUAAUUACUUAAUAAUUAAAAAUGUGCUUUAUUGUAAAUUGUUUAAAACAAUGUUCUAUUAUAAAAUUAUUAAAAAUACUAAUACUAGUAUCAUUAGUCAUCAAAUUACUAGUAAUACUGAGUUACUUUGUAACAGUCUAUAUUCAUAAAAACUAACAACUAUUAUAUAGUAUUUUUAUGAAUUGAAUGUUCGGAUGAACUGUUAGGUUUAUAAUAAGUCUAUUAUAGUCA